GUGACUUGGAAUUCUGAUGCAAUCGAUUACAUUCUUCUUCUUCUUGUUCAUCUUUUUAUAAUGGGAAGUGGGUGCUUUGUGUGAAAAUGACAGUGCCCAUAUAAGCUCAAGUCUCUAAAUGCAGGAGCAGCAGCAACAAGAGGACAAAAAUGCUGUGCAGAAAGAGUGUCUGCACUGAUGACAGUGGAUCGGUGCCUGUGUACUUGAACGUUUAUGAUCUGACACCUUAUAAUGGCUACGCUUAUUGGCUUGGUCUUGGUGUCUACCAUUCUGGUGUUCAAGUUCAUGGGAUUGAGUAUGCAUUUGGAGCUCAUGAGUAUCCAACAACUGGGAUUUUUGAGGGGGAACCAAGAAAGUGUGAUGGAUUUACAUUUAGGAAAUCAAUUUUGAUUGGGAAAACGGAUGUUGGGCCUUUGGAGGUGAGAACAGUGAUGGAACAGCUUGCAGAGCAAUAUAGAGGGAAUGCAUACAACUUGAUCACCAAAAACUGCAACCAUUUCUGCAAUGAUGCUUGUAUUAGAUUGACUGGAAACCCAAUUCCGAAUUGGGUUAAUCGGCUUGCAAGAAUUGGCUUUCUCUGCAAUUGCGUUCUUCCUGUAACUUUAAAUUCAACAAAAGUUCGUCAUCACAGAAUCGAUGAGAAGGCAGAUGAAGAAGACGAGAAGAAACUGACAAGCCAAGCAAACAAUGUGGGCAUAUCAUCUACUUCUUGUUCUUCUGCAUCAUCCUCUCCAGCCUGCACAACAACCCGCAGGGGUAGAAGCCGAACAAGACGUCCUCUCCCUCCAUCAUCGCCUUUGAUUGUUGGUUCUUCAUCCUGAUCAUGGUUGUUUGCCGCACAGAUUUUCAUUCUAUUGACAAUUGCUUAAAGGAAAGAGGCAGAGUCAAAUUCCAUUUCUAUUAUUUCCUUCAUUCUUUAGCUGUGCCCUUGAAAUUGCCAUCGCCUUUGUACAUGUACAUUUAAGCAACUGAUGAUCUCUGCAUAAAUGAAAUGAAAGCUGAUCC
Messenger RNA from Fragaria vesca subsp. vesca, 1005 nucleotides. Its product is annotated as deSI-like protein At4g17486-like. Gene Ontology annotation, biological process: protein deubiquitination. The transcript is spliced from 3 exons. Lineage: Eukaryota; Viridiplantae; Streptophyta; Magnoliopsida; Rosales; Rosaceae. Gene Ontology annotation, molecular function: deubiquitinase activity. The record is from RefSeq and is a predicted model, not a curated record. Bases 150 to 821 code for a protein of 223 amino acids.